UGCGCCUAUAAAGCCGCUGCAGCGCCGCGGCUGCAGGAACCUUCAGGCUGGAGCCGCAGUGGGAGAACCAGAGGAUCUGAGAGGAUCUGAGAGGAUCUGAGAGGAUCUGAGAGGAUCUGAGGAGAUCUGAGGAGAUCUGGGUCUGCGGAGGAAACGCGUGGUGGAGCUCCAGUCUGACUGCGGACCCGAACCGCGCUGCGCUGCGCUGCCGCAGGUGGAUGCUGGGAAGUGGACCGCUCGGAGGAGAUGUUCCCCCUGGCCCAGUUCGGGGUCCUGUCGGCCCUGGCCACCGCGCUCACCUCGGUGCUGUCGGCGCUGCUGCUGCUGGUUCUGACCCGGCAGCUGUGGAGCCUCCGCUGGAGCCUGACCCGGGACCCGAACAGCAGCCUGCCGCUGCCGCGGGGCUCCAUGGGCUGGCCGCUGGUCGGAGAGACCUUCCACUGGCUCUUCCAGGGCUCCAACUUCCACAUCUCUCGGCGGAAACGCCAUGGCAACGUGUUUAAGACCCACCUGCUGGGGAAGCCCCUCAUCCGGGUGACGGGCGCCGAAAACAUCCGCAAGAUCCUGCUGGGGGAACACAGCCUGGUGUGCACCCAGUGGCCCCAGAGCACCCGCAUCAUCCUGGGGCCAAACACCCUGGUCAACUCUGUGGGGGACAUCCACCGCAGGAAGAGGAAGAUCCUGGCCAAGGUGUUCAGCCGGGCGGCGCUGGAGUCCUACCUGCCGCGGCUGCAGGACGUCAUCAAGGCGGAGAUCGCCAAGUGGGUCUCUGACCCGGGGUCCGUCGACGUGUACGCCGCCGCCAAGUCUCUGACGUUCCGCAUCGCCGUGCGGGUUCUGCUGGGCCUGCAGAUGGAGGAGGAGAGGAUCGUCUACCUGGCCACGACCUUCGAGCAGCUCAUGAACAACCUGUUCUCGCUCCCCAUCGACACGCCGUUCAGCGGCCUGCGCAAGGGCAUCAAGGCCAGAGAAAUCCUUCACGCCAACAUGGCGAAAAUCAUCGAGGAGAAGAUGGAGCGGCAGCAGCUGGACGACGACUACCAGGACGCCUUCGACCUCAUGCUGUCCGUUGCCAAGGAGCAGCAGGAGCUCAGCAUCCAGGAGCUCAAGGAAACAGCCGUGGAGCUGAUCUUCGCUGCCCACUCCACCACGGCCAGCGCCUCCACCUCCCUGGUUCUGCAGCUGCUGCGUCACCCGGCUGUGGUGGACAAGGCCAGAGAGGAGCUGGAGGCCGAGGGUCUGGGAUGUCAGCCGGAGCGGAACCGCAACCCGGCGGACGGUGCGCCGGAGACCGAGCCGGACGGCGGCUGUCCUGGGUCUCAUGUCCCGUAUCUGAGUCUGGAGAAGCUGAGCCAGCUCCGCUACAUCGACUGCGUGGUGAAGGAGGUGCUCCGCUUCCUGCCGCCGGUCUCCGGGGGAUACCGGACCGCCCUGCAGACCUUCGAACUGGACGGUUACCAGAUCCCUAAAGGCUGGAGUGUGAUGUACAGCAUCCGGGACACCCACGAGACGGCGGCGAUCUUCCAGAGUCCGGAGCUGUUCGACCCGGAGCGGUUCGGCCCGGAGCGGGACGAGUGGCGCUCGUCUCGGUUCAGCUACGUUCCGUUCGGCGGCGGCGUGCGCAGCUGCGUGGGGAAGGAGCUGGCGCACAUCAUCCUGAAGACUCUGGCCGUGGAGCUGAUCGGGACGUGCAAAUGGACCCUGGCUUCAGAGGAGUUCCCCAAAAUGCAAACGGUACCGAUCGUUCACCCGGUGAACGGGUUGCACGUUCGAUUCUCCUACAGCGACCCGCUGCAGACGCAACAGAACUGAGACUUUACACUACAAACUCUGAGCAACGGAUCAGAACCUCACCACCGGGCCAUCCUGCAGCACUUCAGCAUCACCAUCAUCUCCAAAUGCAUCUAAUUAUUUGUGUUGCCUUUAUCCUGCAGACGUCGCUUCGUUGGACUGAAAGAACAUAAGCUAAGGUUUCUGUUCAGAAACCAACAGAUCUCUCCGUCUUGUUCCUUUUUUACUGUCUGUAAAUGAGAUUUAAGUUAUUUCAUUUCAAAAUAAGCCAUCAGAGCUAAAGUUCUGCUGCUUCUCUAACUUCUACAUCACUGUGAACCAGUUCAUCUGAACCUUCAGAGUAUUUCACCUCAGAUUUUAGCUUGGUUCUGGUUUUGGGUGAGUUUUCUUCUUCUACUUCAUCUGGUUCGAUGUGCCUUUGAGCAAGGUGUCGGAUCUGGAGGACCGGAUCUGAACAGGAGUCACUUCUCAUCACAGCCUGAAAGGUUCAGAAAAACUGGAGUUUUAAGAGACAUUUUCUGGAGCCACUGAACCAAACUCCAGCUCAGAAAACAUUCAAAAUGUCCUCUUCUUUUUUACAUGAAUGUUUCAUAGAUCUGUGUCUGUUGUGCUAAAUGAAGUAGUGUUCUGAAUAAUAAGCUGUAUUUAAACGCAGAUGGGCCUCAUCUGCAGUAGAGACACUAACCUGUAAUGUAAGCCUGUUUUCUCCUUUAGGAUCUUAGAGUCUGCUGGUUCUGAUGUCGUUGCAGGACCGUUAGCCUGCUAGCGGCGCUGUGAAAUGUUAGCUGCAGAUAGAUUUAUGGAAGAAGAUAGCACUUUCUCCACUUUAAGAGUCUGUAUAUACUGUUGUUCACUGACAGGAUCAGCUGUAGCUGCUGUACAGUCGAUUUAAACUAGACUUAAACAAA
Messenger RNA from Poeciliopsis prolifica (blackstripe livebearer), 2699 nucleotides. RefSeq names its product cytochrome P450 26C1-like. Gene Ontology annotation, biological process: sterol metabolic process. The record is from RefSeq and is a predicted model, not a curated record. Lineage: Eukaryota; Metazoa; Chordata; Actinopteri; Cyprinodontiformes; Poeciliidae. The coding region runs from base 247 to 1812 and encodes 521 amino acids. The transcript is spliced from 7 exons. Gene Ontology annotation, molecular function: heme binding; monooxygenase activity; oxidoreductase activity, acting on paired donors, with incorporation or reduction of molecular oxygen.